CGACAAACAAGCGACUGAUCGCGGCGUCAAUGGAAGGGCAACCUGUUGUCGUAUGAGUACGAUGGAACAGACUUUUCAAAACCAUUCAAUGCAUCAAUAACAUAAUCCUUCAUCAUGGAAUAUCUCAACGCGCUUCAGUCGCCCGUUGACGAUUUCAAACCAUCACUUUUCGAACUUCUUUCGGAGCAGCAACUUGCCGCGCUUCUUCCGCCUACAUUACGCUAUCUUCUCGCUGUCGCGACUCACAGACAUCCCCGAUACCUAUUGCGGAUCCUGAACAAUUACGAUGAAGUAUACGGGCUGUUGAGUCUUGUGGUGGAGCGAUAUUAUCUCAAAACAUUUGGUGGCAGUUUCACAGAGAACUUCUACGGACUGAAAAGAGAAAAGGUCCUGAACAUCAAUGGCGGCGAGAUCAAAAGGACACAGUUGGCGGUUCCAGAAGAGGUUCGCCAGAGAUUGAAGCUGAGCGGCACCGACAUAUGGAAAAAUCUCGUCGUCCUCGUCGGCAUUCCCUACUUGAAGAGAAAGCUGGACGAAAGCUAUGAUAUACAUAUCGCGCCGACUGCCAGUCUGCUCAUGGCAGGAGGGCCAAGAUACCUCAACAGGGACGAGCUCCCUCCGAAUCCGACCAUCCGACAGCGCUUGAUGUGGUAUUACAAGUGGUUCCUCCGGAAUGUGUACCCCAGCAUAAAUGCAGCCUACCACUUCAGCAUACUGGCAUUCAGCUUAGGAUACCUCUUUGAUGGGACAAAGUAUUCAAACCCAUUUUUGUGGAUGAUAGGAACACGAAUGCGGAGGAUGGGAGCUGCCGACUACCGGGCCAUCGACGCCGCGAGCGAAGCCGCAUCGAAAGCUACCAAUGUCGGGGGUUUACCAGGCCAGGGUCUUAGCGGUUUGCUACACCCACGCACUCUUUAUCCUCGGAUCUUGUCAAGUCUGCGAAUUCUCCUCCCCACAAGUAUAUUUGCUUUGAAAUUUCUGGAAUGGUGGCACGCCAGCGACUUCUCACGACAGUUGAGCAGGAAAGCCUCAGAGGGCCUAGAAUUACCACCGCCCAUCGUCUCUGGGAUGGGCUUAGCACAACGAGUCGCCUCUGGGCAGGAUCCCAGCACGCCAAACACCGCUGCGAAACGAAAUCCGCCAGUGUCCAGCAUCACAUAUCUGCCGAUCCUCACUGUACCUCCGCCGCCUUCGAGCGAUCUCUGUCCAAUUUGUUUGCACCCCAUCUCAACCGCUGCAUCAUGCCAGACCGGCUAUGUUUUCGAUUAUAAAUGCAUAUUCCAAUGGAUCGAAGGGACGCACGAAAGACAAGAAGCUUUCAUGAAAGGGGAAAAGAUGAGUGAAUGGGAGGAGGAUGACGAAGACGAGGCGUCUCCCGAGAAAGAUGGAGAGGCACAGGGGAAAGCUCCCCAAAGCCGAGAAGGCCACUGGGAAAGUGGCAAAGGUCGUUGCGCAGUCACUGGCCGGCGGGUCCUGGGCGGCACGAGUGGUCUGCGUAGAAUCAUGGUGUGAUUAAGGUGUUGGUUGAUACUUCUCCAUUCUACUUAUGCCGGUAUUAUGUUCAGGUUGAGGACUGGCCGAACUAAGGGCUCUCUCGAUGUUACUCCUGUGGCGACAAACUCCCCGUUGUGUUCUAGCCAUAGUAACCUGACCACAGGCGAGAAGUGGUCACGAUUGCCGUGUCAUUCUCGACUGCUAGGGGUAAAUGUCGGCUGAAAGUCUCCCAAGCCCAAGGCAUCAUGUCCAUCUACAGUCUGAAACAGACAGGGCAGCAGGUCCCCCCAUCUUAUGCAUGACGAGCAUUACUAUCUAGUGCACUCUAAGUCGAAGUCCGGAGAUUUCGUAAGCGACGGUGGUUAAUAGGCGAGUCAAGCCGAGCGGGGCGGGGCGGAUUCAGGGGAUGAAACACUUGCAUCUCUUGGCAGGACAAUCUUCUACUUGAGUUCCACUCCACGAACGUUGAGAAGACUUAGUACCCAUGGACAAUCUUUUCUUUGCAAUGCUGCACAGAGAACUCCGUACCUCUUACAGAGAUCAUGUUGUCGAGUCGAACUAUACAGAUCCAUCACAUUACGCCUGGGACGCCAAUUUCACCUUGACAUACAGAUAUAUAUUGGCUGAUCAAACCCACAUUCCAUCAGUGCCUAAAACAACAUGAUCGCUCGUCGACUUUUUUCUGAAACAGAUACCUCCCGCCGAGUCCUCUGGCAACAUUCUUGGCAAUAUGGCAGAUCUGGUACUUGUUUUCUUGGUACGGAGUACAGAGUACGAUAGAUCCAGUGUUUUCAUCCCGACUACGAUGCUAUCACCCCUAUAUGUCUUCUGAGCACCAGCAACUCCCCGGC
Exophiala oligosperma is the source of this 2345-nucleotide messenger RNA. RefSeq lists its product as uncharacterized. Lineage: Eukaryota; Fungi; Ascomycota; Eurotiomycetes; Chaetothyriales; Herpotrichiellaceae. The record is from RefSeq and is a predicted model, not a curated record. Gene Ontology annotation, biological process: protein monoubiquitination; protein import into peroxisome matrix. The coding region runs from base 115 to 1512 and encodes 465 amino acids. The transcript has a single exon. Gene Ontology annotation, molecular function: ubiquitin-protein transferase activity; protein binding; zinc ion binding. Gene Ontology annotation, cellular component: peroxisomal membrane; peroxisomal importomer complex.